Drosophila subobscura is the source of this 3281-nucleotide messenger RNA. RefSeq names its product chromatin modification-related protein eaf-1 (gene RAF2). The record is from RefSeq and is a predicted model, not a curated record. Lineage: Eukaryota; Metazoa; Arthropoda; Insecta; Diptera; Drosophilidae.
AGCAGCAGCAGCAGCAGCAGGAGGUAAAGUAAUGUCCAAUUCAGAAAUCUACGACCCCUCCAAUUCGGAUCUGAGCAGCGACGAAUACGGCACCGAGGAAGACGACGACGCUCUGAUGGAUGCCGCCGUCUGCAAGCAACCUUCCCCAAAGGAGACCAAACCGAGUUCCUCCGAAGCCGAAAAGGCACCGACACAGCCCGCAAUCAUCGUGGAGCUGUCGCUCAGUGACAAGAGCACCAAACCGCCGGUGACUCGCGAGGAAACCCUCCGCCAAAUCAAGCAAAUCCGUGCAAGAAAGAAGAGAAUUAUCUACUACAAGCGCCGCAGCAUUCGAUGGCUCCGUCGGCUGAAACAGUUUCCAGACAGCAAGCUGGACGCCCUGAAGAGGGCUUUACCAAUGUAUAAGGCGCACUACAAGCGACUGGCGGAGUACAAGCUCGAAAAGGCGGAAUACCUACGAAGGAGGUUGGCUCGCCGCAGCUCCAGCGCCAGCAGCUACAGUCGCAGCCGCAGCAACAGUCGCUCGCGCUCACAUUCACGCAGUGACAGCCGCAGUCGCAGUCGCAGCCGCAGCCGCAGUGAGAGCAACUCGCCAGAGCUCAUCUGCUUGGAUGAUACCGAAAACGAGGAUUCGCCGGAGAAGGUGGAGCCGGUGGCCCCGACGGCCAGACAGAUGACGCCCGUGAAGGAGCACAAUCAGAAGUCGAUUCCAAUGCGGCAGGUGGACUUUGACAAGCAUCCGCCGCCACUAACGCCCGAAAAUGGCUCCGUUCUGGACGAAUUCCUCACCAUGAAGGCGCCCAUAGCCCAAGUGCUGCAGCAGCAAGUCGACAAGGAGAUGGAUGCCUAUGAUCUGGCCCAGUUUUCAGCCACCAUGAAGCAACUGACGGAAAUCGCUCAGCCGAAGGAGGAAGCGGCGCCUGUUGUGGUGCCCACAGAACCCCUAAAGCGCCGUCGCUCGGUGACGCCGCCACCGCUGGCCAGCAGCCAGGACAAGCGCUCAAAGCAGGCGUUGCCCGAUACUGAUGACGACGAUGAGGGCAUAGAAUUCAUACCCGUCGUGCAGGCGGCACCUGAGCCACCCAUUCGAGCUGUAGUUACGCAACAGCAAUAUCUGCAGCCACCGAUGCAGCGGCCCCAGCAUCCGCCCGUUCAGGAAAAGACACAACUACAGCAGCAACCAUUGAUGGAAAAGCCACAGCAUCUGCAGCCUCAGAUUCAGCCACAGAUUGUGUCGCAGAUGUCGGUGCAGAUGCAGAUGCCAAGGCAGCAGCCAAUGUUGAUAAAACGCAAGGCACAACAGCCCCAGCAGCACCAUCCGCAGCCGCUGCCGCAGCAAACUCCACCGCGGCCACAGCAUCCGCAGCAGCAGCAACCGCAGCAGCUGACAUUGCAACAGAAACCACAGCAGGAUCCUAGGAUGAUUGGAUUCAAGCUAAGCACGCCCUACUCGCUCGCUCCAGCGGCAGGAGCCGGAGCCGGAGCCGGACCAGGAGCCAUUCAGCAGGCAGUCAACCUGACUGCCAUGGCCUACAGCCUGAACACACCCAGCCCCCCAGCCGUGCCCAUGGAGAUUUCCUAUCCCACCGCGAAGCUGCCACAGACUGCUGCCAAUCCGGUGAACCUCCAGAUGCCAACGCAGGCACAGCAGCCACGUCCACCGCCACUAGCAAGUCCCCAGCCACAGCCGCAACCUCAGCAGCAGCCUCUGCCCCAGGCCCAGACACAGACCCAAACCUUCGCUGUGCCGCAUCAGCCAAAGCCACGCCGCUCAGAGACCGUCUCCACGCAGACCACGCAAGCAGCUCAAACCACACAGACGGCAAAAACCGCUCAAGCCACACAGCCAACGCCUCAGAAUCUGAAUCAGAAUCAGAAUCCUCCGACUGCUCAGAAUCCGCCGCCGCUCCCGCGACCAAAAGCUCCACCCGUUGAUCUCGGAAAUCCUGAUGCCAAUUUCCAUUACCAUCUGCGUUCGCUCUACGAGGAGAUGGACACGCAGCUCAAGUCGAAGAUAUCGCAGGUCAAGCCGGAGCUGAAGGUCCUGGCCAAGGAGCGGGAGCGCGUGGAGUUUGAGAUCAAGAGUCUGGACAAGCAGAUCAAACGCAACGAGGAUGAGUGCAAUCGUCUGCACUAUCUGCGCCUCGUCCAGAACGAGCUGCGAGUCCGUCUGCAGGUGAAGGAGCGCGUGGCCAUCAUCCAGAGCCUGGUGCCCAGCCUGCUCAGCCAGAACAGCAGCUUCUCGGAGCUGCGCGAAAUGCAAUCGAUGCUGGGGGAGUCUGUAGGCCCAGAUGAAAUUUCAGAUGCGGUGGAUCGCUGCCUCGACAAGAUGGAGCAGAACAAGAGCAACAUGGAACUGAUUCGCACUACUUUGGGUGUGGCGAAGGCACCAAAGAGGGAACCGACUGCCUCGUCCACUCUCCGCCAAGCGCCGCCACACUUUGAUGAGCUUUUGCAGCAGCGCAGUCGCAACAGCUUGCCGGCCAUGCGCCCGCGUCGUGGAUCCAUUCACGAUAUCAAUGACUUGUACGAACAGAGACGCCAGUCAGUCGAGGACAGACACGUCGCAUCGUCGAGUUUGGAGUACAUGGACGGGCGGCACUCACAGGCCCAGGUGGGACCCAGCUUCAGUCAGCGGCUGCACAAAUCCCCGAGCCUGGAGUUUUUGGGCGCCAGGCAGGGACAGGGACAGGCACCGCCGCACCACCGCAGCCAGAGCUCGCUGCAGGGCCAGUCCGGAAUUGAGACUCUGAUGAAGCCGCUGUACAACAGCAGUCCAUUGGCCCUCCUAGGUCCUUCGGCAAACAGAAAUCGCGAAGAAAUGCAUUCCAACAACAAUAAUGAGUCCUACUCAUCGGGAAGAGAGCGGCAGCAGCAGCAGCAGCAGCGCAUAGCCAGAUCUUCUUUGGACAAUUACAAUAGGAGACCACAGACUGGCAAUUCAGGCGGAGAGGGCCCUGCCCUGAUGAAUGGCCAGGGGAAUCCAUUCUGCGUGGAGUGCGGCAGGAAUGAGGCCAAAUUCAUGUGUUCCAACUGCUUCACACAUUGGUACUGCAGUGAAGUCUGCCAGCUACGCGCCUGGGAUGCGCACGCCCCGUUGUGUGGCCAAUAAAUCAGCUAAUCAGCAUUACUAUCUCUGCAAAACUAUAUCUAAAGUUAAUAUAAACCAUAAUCCAUAAUCCAUUACUCAGUCGCGUCAGCUGCAUCGACCAUCCAGGUUCCAAGGCAUAAACAAACUUCAUAUUCAGAGAUUGCAAUGCAUUAAAAAUAAUCAUUUUGUA